AUGGAUCAACCAUCAACGUCUGCAAACAAACAGGUAAUAUUUGCAGUUAAAGAUAAUAAUGACAAAGAUAUCAAUUGUACUAGUACUACUGGAAGCUUAUUAUCUAACGAUUUUGAAAGUGGCGAGGAAAAUAUAGGAAAUAGCGACAUAGAUGAAAAAUGUACUUCAAAAACAAGCUUCAUUUGCUUUGAACAGAAUUGUGAACAGUCUUUUCGGUUUGCUAAAGCUUUGCGUCAACAUUUAACAAUUUGCCAUGGCAUUUUAUUUUCAAAACAAGUUCUGAAAUUCCAAACAGUAGAAGAAUUUAAGGAUUGGAAAAACAGUUAUGAAGCUCUAGAAGAUAUAAAUUUUGUUAAAAAAAAUGGUGAAAAAGAGUGUAUUGAUAAUGAGCACAAACAGUAUUUUUAUUGUCACCGUAGUGGUUUCCACACUGUAAAAAGUGAAAAUAUUAGAAUGAAUGCAAAGUCAAAGAAAAUUGGGUUCUCUUGUACUUGUACAAUGACAGUAACUUUAAAAAAUGAUGGAAUCUUAUCUGUUGAGCUUUUCCCACAACAUUAUGGUCACCAACAAAAUAUAGGUUUGUUAUACUUAACAAAAAAUGAAAAACAAAUGAUAGCAUCAAAACUGGAACAAAAAGUUAGUAUUGAUGAAAUUCUUAAAGGCAUUCAAGAUAAAUUACUAACAUCUCUUAAGCCUAGUAGAUUUCAUUUAGUUAACAGACAGGAUAUAUAUAAUAUUCAAAGUGCAAUGAAACUUUGUGAUUUUAAAAGGCAUGAAAAUGAUGCAACUAGUGUUGCCCUUCUUUUGAAUGAGUUGUCAAAUGAUGAAAUGAGUAACCCUGUUCUAGGUUACAAGUUUCAAGGUACUGAAGCAACAGGGAAAUUCAAAGAUUUAAAUACAGAUGAUGUUUUUUUUGCUUUGCAACAUCCAAUUCAGCUAGCAAUGUUAAAAACUUUUGGAAAACGUAUUGUGUGUGUUGAUUCAACACAUGGUACUAAUAAAUAUAAAUUUAAUUUAAUAACAUUAUUAGUUGUAGAUGAAUAUGAUGAGGGUUUCCCAGUAGCCUUUUGUAUUUGCAAUCGAGAAGAUAAAUCAGUGCUAAAGAUUUUUUUUUCACUUAUUAAAGGAAAAAUUUUGGAAAAUUUUACCCCUAAAAUUUUUAUGUCAGAUGACGCUCCUGCAUUCUACAAUGCAUGGGUAGACAUUUUUGGUGCAGGACCAAAGAAACUGCUUUGUGCAUGGCAUGUAGAAAAAGCAAUCCGAGUAAAAAUACAAGCAUUAAUCAAAGAUAAGGAACUUGCAUGUCAAGUGUAUAAAUCUGUUAUAGUUUUACUUCGUGAAAAAGAUGAAAGAAAAUUUCAGAUAAUUUUUAAGCAUUUAUCAUGUAUGUUUGAUUCAGAUGACAAUGUAUCAUUAUUUGGCAAAUAUUUUUUAAGUACGUACAGUCACCGUUUGACAGAAAUUGCUGCCUGUUACAGACUAAAUGCAGGCAUUAAUACAAAUAUGCAUAUUGAAGCAUUUCAUAGAGAUUUUAAAUACAACUUCCUCAAAGCUAAAGUAAAUCACCGCCUAGAUAGUUGUCUUUACCAAAUUUUUGAAUAUGUGAAAACUAAAGCAAUUGCUAGAUUGACAAAAUUAGAAAGAGGAAAAAUUUCAAAUAAAAUUAAAUGUAUUUCUAAUCGGCAUAAGAAUAGUCUUGAUAUGAAUUUCAAUUCUGUGAAAGAAAUAGAAGAUAAAUCAUUAUAUUCUGUUAAAAGUUCAAAAUCAGAACACAAUUAUAUAGUUAGCAUUAAUGACUUUACUUGCGAGUGUCACAUAAAAUGUAUUUUAUGCAACGUAUGCAUUCAUGCUGUAAAUUGUUCUUGUUUAGACUUUUUGAUACGGAAUGUUAUAUGCAAACAUAUUCAUUUGGUUGUGCGGAAAAUUGGUUCAAAAAGUGAUUUACUACAUUCAAAUAAUAAUACAGUAGAAAUGCCAUCUUCAAAUGAAAAUAUAUUGCCAUUUUCAAAUAAAAAUGCAAAUGAGUUAAAUACAGCCGGAAUAUUUAAUUCAUUAAAAUCUCAUAAUCCUGAAACAGAUAUAAGUGAGACAGAGCUGAUGUUGGAAAAAAUUAAACAACAAAUAUGUAAUUUAAAUUCUCACAGAAAAAGGGAAGUCAUUGGGGAGGUAAAUUCAAUGUUAAAAAAUAUAAGUGAAUUUCUGACAUUACAAUCUGAAAGUUGCCAUUUAUCUACGGAUCACGAGAAGAAAGGAAAUUUAUCCAGAGGUCAUUUUUGUACAAAAAAAAAAUAA
Molecule: messenger RNA, 2292 nt
Organism: Stegodyphus dumicola
Lineage: Eukaryota; Metazoa; Arthropoda; Arachnida; Araneae; Eresidae
Source: RefSeq, a predicted model, not a curated record